AUGCGUCCUUGUGCCCGAAGUCAAUAUACUACCCCGGUGAUCACACUGCGCGACUUAUACCAGUAUGGCUCAUUGCUCUUGACGUUGAACUCCAUGAAGCAGACUCUUCAGGUCUUCCUCUUCAGCACAUUGCUUUCCCAACCUCUAUUGCAGUUGCUGCAGUCUGUUCUAUGCCAGCAGUUCUAUGCCAGCAUGAACAUCAAGCUAAAGUAUGUGAGCAGUGCCAAGCAAGUGCAGCAGUUAUCGACCUCCUACAUCAUUUCCGACACUAUUUCCGACUAUCCAGCCAAGUUUCCGGGCGAGGAGGUCCGCCUGAGAUCGCAGGUCUCUUUCUAG
Molecule: messenger RNA, 336 nt
Organism: Monascus purpureus
Lineage: Eukaryota; Fungi; Ascomycota; Eurotiomycetes; Eurotiales; Aspergillaceae
Source: the annotation of a GenBank genome assembly